This is a messenger RNA of Cylicocyclus nassatus, 276 nucleotides long. Lineage: Eukaryota; Metazoa; Nematoda; Chromadorea; Rhabditida; Strongylidae. The record is from the annotation of a GenBank genome assembly.
AUGAAGUGCUGUGAUAAUAUGCCGCAACGGCAUUUGCUCUGCUUUCUACUAACCGCUGACAUUCUUUCUUAUGGGAUUGUCUGCAUCAUAGGCUUGCUCUUCAAAUAUGACUGGAGUUUAACAAUUUGUGAACGAAAGGAGAAUUUGUCGAGAUAUAUUCCUAAACCUCGAACGAAGAUAAUGGGACAAGCAAGAUUCCCAUCAUCCAAUAUUCCCAAAACCAAAAAUCUGCUAGAUUUGCAGUGUUCCCGCACACCACGUUUCAUUGGAAUAUAA